Messenger RNA from Porites evermanni, 11190 nucleotides. Lineage: Eukaryota; Metazoa; Cnidaria; Anthozoa; Scleractinia; Poritidae. The record is from the annotation of a GenBank genome assembly.
AUGGUGGUUCUUAUGGAUAUUGUAGCUGAAGGGGAUGGCGACAAGGGCCGUUGUAACAAGGACUCGCGAACCGAGGAAACAACAAGAGAUCGUUGCCCUAUGUUGGGGAAUUUAAUACCAUCGACAAUUCCCAAUUCGCUUAUUUACCGCUAUGAGGAUUUUAUAAGCAAUAAAAUUGCUAAUGGGUUUUAUGGAGAUAUAUUUAAGGUAAGGAUGUGUUUGGAACUACACAUAUUUAGAACUUGGAUGUAGUUUGGAUCGGUUUGAAAUUCGUCACGAGACCCAGUGUCACCGUAGCUUGUUUUGUUUUCGUUUGUUAGGUUCAGCAUCGCAAAACAGGGGAAGUUAUGGUUUUAAAGAUGAACAAACCUAAUGUGGAAUUCGAAUGCUGUACAAUGUUAGAGGAAAUCAAGUUAAUGAGCCAUCUGUCUCACCCAAAUAUCAUAAGGUGAAUUUGCUGAUAACCGUUUCCUCCUCCGCUCGUUUCAGUUGUUUGGCUGUAAACCUACAUUGCUAAAUCUUGUCGAUGAGAUUUUGCAUGAACUCACACACUGAAAUAAUUUUUUCCUCAGAUUUCUUGGUGUUUGCCUAGCUGACAGUAGAAUGCAUCUUCUAAUAGAGGUAUAUAGUGCUUUCAUUUUCGAGCUGUCUGAGUUUUAAUACAAAAAAUUAUUUUUAAUACCCCUGUUCUCCAUGGUAAACAUGGUGUGAUGCACAAAUUGGACACGUUUCAUGUCAUUGCGCAUAGUUAUAUGACAAUUUUCGACCUUGAUGAAAGCGUAUUAUAUUUUUUUUUCAGUACGUCAAUGGCGGAGAACUAGAAGAACUUUUGCUAGACUAUUCAAUACACUUGGAUUGGUCGACGCGACUCUAUCUUGCCAAAGAUAUUGCUGAGGGAAUGAGAUACCUCCACAAGGAAGGAGUUAUUCAUAGAGAUUUAACAUCCAAGGUAACCUUAAAACUUAAAGGCCUUUCAAAAGUUUUGUUGGCAAUUUUGUUUUCUUUAUUUGUUAUCCGUGUUUCUUCCAAAUUUCAGAAUUGCUUGAUAAAAGAACGGAAUGGUUGGCGGUAUGGUAUUGUUGCAGACUUAGGUUUAGCAACGGAAAUUAAGUGAGUAGUUUCUUAAUUAAGUGUCAUAAAUUCAUACUUACUUAUGCUGAGUUUGGGAAGAAACAAGUGUUUAUUUUCACAAGAGGUACAAGUUUGGUGUGAUAAUAAGUAUGAAAGUUUCUCGUGAUAUUUGUGUAAAAAUAAACAUAGUGGAUAUACGUAUUUUACUUAAUCUUGUUUGUUUCCUUAAGGAAAUUGCCCAAGUGAGUAUGGAGCAGAAAGAUAAAAUUUUAUCUUAGGGCUAAAAGUCAAAGAGAGUUCACAAAACAAUUUGAAAAAAUGAACUAAACUUAAAGGGAGUUUUUUAACUGAAAGUAGCAAAAAAUUCUUCGUGAAGAACUCUUUUUCUUUUUUUCUUUUUUCUUUUAACCUGGAUGUGAUUUUAAAAUCAAACUUCAGGUUUUCCUUUGAAACAUUCUAUUAUAGAUACAAAACCACACUAAAGUCCUUCCUUGAAAUGGUUCUGGAUGAUAUUGAAGAUGAAAAUUUAAAAUCAGAUUUUGUAUUUUGUAUUUUCAAAUCUGAAAAUGAAGGUUUUAAAACUCCAAAUCAAGAUUUCCCUGUCAAAAUUAUCCUUGCAAAAAAAAAACCUGCAGCUGUGAGUAGUUACCUUUGGGGGACUGACGCUAGCAUAAUGGUUUUAAAGUGAAUUUUACAUUUUUCUUGUACCUAAGCUGAACUUUUGAAACCUUAAAAAACUGAGGCACAUUUAGUGGAAAUCUCAGGUGCCAAGUGUUUUUGUUAUUCCCAUUUAAAACCCAGUUUUUAAUUAACACUUUGCAUUGGAUGAUGUCUCAGUUUGGAAAGUUGUCUUGCUAAUUUACUUCAAUGAAGUAAAUUAGCAAGGCGAGUGGGCGGCAUUAGAAGAAGAUAUUUAUGGCAUACCUCCUAGCUCAAUGAUAAUUAAAAUUCACACCACUUCUGUUAGGUAAAGUAAACCAGUUCUUUUUAUAGUAUCAGCAUUCACGACAAAUAUAUAAUUUUACCCCUAGAGUGUCUAGUUUCUAUUGGUAUUAUCACCUGUUCCCUGUGGUUGCCUUGGAAACAGUAAAAUAAACUUUCAAAUUUUCCUUUUGUAAGAAUCUAAGGGUAGAAAAUAUUGUUCCCUAUGUUAUGCUGAAUCUUGGCAAUAUUCUCUGCAUUGUCAUGAUGUCAGCUUGAGUCCUGGCUGGUUUUGAUGGCUCAUAGUGUUUUAGAUUGGCUGGAAACAGUGACGUAAAUUUUCAAAUUUUUGUUAGUAAGAAUCCCAAGAUAGAAAUGUUGUUCUCUCCAUAAUGUUAAAUUUUGCCAUUAUUCUCAGUAUUGUCGUGAUGUCAGCUAGAGUGCUGGCUGUUUUUGUUGGUACCCACUGUGUUUUAGAUUUGCUAGCACAGAAUACAGUCUUGCAUGUACAGUAAUUUUUACACAGUUUGUUGGAUUGUGUUGUAACUCUAGUUUUGUCUUGUGCUUUAGAGAACAAUCAAUUGUUGGAUCCCCAUACAACAUGGCUCCAGAACUUUUACGGGGUGAAGCUUAUGAUGAGAAGGUAGGCUGGUGCUAUUCUUGAUAUACAUGUACAUGUUAACUGUUUUGGGACUCUCAUUUUAAACCUUUCUGACGGAAAAUUAAAAGUCAACAGGGGGCCACAGUGAUGGAAAAGUCAGGAAAAAACGUUUUUUUCAAGGUCUGGUAAAAGUCAGAAAUUUUGCAGUUACAUGCAGAAUACCUGUACAAGAAAGUUAAAGUAAAAUGGUAAAGUAAAAAAAACAAAAAUGCGUACGUUUGAUUUGUAGUUGUUCAAAUUCGAUUCUCCAAUUCUCAUGAAAAAUGCAUAUCUUUUAAAAAUCAUUAAAAAGUUAAAGGAAAAAAUGAAGGCCCGCAAAAAAACACUUGGCAAAUACUAGGGAAAUGGAAAUUAUUGACAGGAGGGGAGGGGAAGAAGUCAGGGGAAAGUCGGAUUUUUUUUUCACAAGAGUGCCAGUCCUUUGCAAAAAUUUUUUAUCAUUGAAAAGUUAAAGGAAAAUAAUGAAGGCCCGCAAAAAACACUUAGAAAAUACUAGGGAAAUGGAAAUUAUUGAGGGGAGGGGAGGGGAAGAAGCAGGGGAAAGUCGGAAUUUUUUUUUCACAAGAGUGCCAGUCCUUUGCAAAAAUUUUUUAUUAGUACUUCAUUCUUACAGUUGCAAAACUAUAAAUACAUCAUACAUUUGUGUAUGCAUGGCAUUACUUGAAUGUUGUUAAUUUUAAAAUACCACCAAUAAUCUUGAAUUAUCUUUACAAGGUGAAAACAAUGAAAUUGUUACUCCAUAUGAUUCAUAGUGCCCCUCUAGUCAAACAGCAGUGUGAACACCUUCUAAAUCUUAGAAUCCUGUUAAUAUCUUCAGUCCAGCAUCAUCAGGGGUCUCACCCAACCACUGUCUUCUUUAGUAUCAGUAUCAUUCAUUAUCAUUCUAUCGAAGAAAAAACAACAACAAUAAAAUAAUCCCAUGAAUUCAAGAAUCUGAAAUAUUACAACGGAUAUAUGUUCUGAAAAAAUUCUAAGUUUUGUAGGUUUUUUUGUUGUUGUGGGUUGGUAAAUGUUUCUACCAUAAAAUUUAUAUAGGGCUCUCUCUGGUGUCCUGCAAAAAGCUUAUUGAUCAUCAUGGCAGCCAGAAAGUGAAAGAAGUACAUUGUACAUACAAUACAUAGAGAGACAAUUCUGUUGACUAUAAUACAAUGUAUAUUUUGCCAUUACUCAUCACUCAUUGCUAGUUUGAUUUUAAUGCUUCUUAAUAUUAUUAUUGCUUUGUUGUAUAAUUUUUUGUCCUUGCAUGAUUGCAAGUGUAAUCUUCAAAUGGAGCCAAUGCACUGUGCUCCAAGCUUUUUUUUUUAAAGCUGAAUUUUUGAAACCUAAAAUUACUAAAUGGUCGCUUGAUCAAAUAGAAUAUGGUGAGAAAAAACAGUUUGAAAUAUAUAUUAGUUAUCAAAACUGCAAUUUUGGUGACCAAAAUUUUUUGUACUCCCCAUUGUGACAAAAAAUUGUCGCAUGUACUGCCACUGGGUGAUUUUCAGUGCUGUGUGAUUGCCCAGUAUGGGACCAUAGUAUAAAACAGGUGCAAUAUUGCAGUGUACAGAUAGCUCAGGAGUUACACUUCUGAUCUGUACAGUACAGUAGUUGGUAAACAAACAAUCUUUGGCACCAAGAGAUUACCUUUAGCUUGUGCAGUCAACCCACCUCUCUGAUCGAACAGUCCCUGAAAACACAGAAACCUGGCUAAAGCGGAUACCUAGGGUUGGUACCUACCUUUCAUCACUCCUUGUAGUUGACUUUCUAUAAGAGGGACAUUUAUACUUCUUAAAGGGACACUUUUACUGUUGAUUUGGUCCCUGCUCUAAUUUCUUCAUUCCUUUUAGUUGACUGUCUAUAAGAUGGACACUCUGCUAAAACACAGACACCUAAAGUUCAUCCCUGUCUCUCUUUGCUCCUAAAGUUGACUCUCUAUAAGGAGGGUACCUAGAGCUGAUAUCUGCCUUUCUGUUCUCCUUUGAGUUGACUCUCUAUAAAACGAAGAUCUCUUAAAGGUGCCGACACAUUGUGGCAGUUCCAAAGGUGUCCAACUUAGAGAGAGUUAACAUACUUGUAUGACUGGCUCAUUGUUUAGACUGACUGCUUAACCUAGGACACAGUCCUUCACUUCAUGGCCUUUUUGGUUCCCGUUGAACAUGUUUCUUAGUUUAUUGUACGUAACUGUCACAAUUUCUUAGGUGGCUUCCCACUGGGAGGUACGUGUACAAAUGGACACUUAAUGAGACGUUUUAUUAACGUUGAUUUACUGAUGAUUUUGUCUGUUGUGAGGGUGGCCACUUAGAAUAGGUGUCAACUGUAGUUUUCUCAGGACAGAUUAGUGUGAAUGUUAUUCGCUUAUAAGUGACAGGGUAAAUGAUUUACGGUAGACCUCUUGGAUAUUGUUUAUCCUGCAUAGGCUGAUGUAUUUUCCUAUGGGAUUAUUCUGUGUGAGAUAAUUGGUCGAGUUCCAGCUGAUCCAGAUGAGUUACCCCGUACACAGGUGCGUUCAUAUCAUAAUUUAGAAGAGCCACUGGAUUUAGUGAAUUCCUAGUGUUUUCGCUAUUUAAAAAAUCACAAUUUUGUUUGUUAAGCCUUGUGAACAAAUGUUACUGCCCUAAUGCAAGAAACUUUUGUUAACCUGAAGACUUCUUUGAAGACUUGUUACGUUUACCCAUAUCGGAAGUUGUGGCUUUUCUAGAAUCAUUUUUAUAUUCUUUUCUAUCAUUUAAAACAAAAAAAAACAAAAUAAUCUGAACAGGAACAAGUUCAUCAUGACGUCUCGUCAGGUUAAGCAUACCCGCCUAGAUUUUAUAAAUGAGUUAAUUGUACAGUGUGCAAAAAUUUGGCUUAUUUCUGUUACUUUUCGUAAUUUUCGCCAGUUUAUAGCGGUACGUUUAUUCAAGCACCUCCAGUGCAUGUAUAUGUAUUAAAGGUAAAAUUAUGUAGAAAUGAUCAGAAGGGAAACAAAAAGUACUACGAUUAGCUGCAGGUUUGAGCUAUCGUGUGUAAAAUUACAGUACAUGUAAAUGUAUGAAGGAAAUCCAGGGGAAAUCGGUUUUGGUUCGAGUUAUCGAUAGUCGACUGUAUUACGCAAGACAACGUAGUAUCGAGAUACCGUAAAAUUCCGAAAAUAAGCCCCUCCAUGUAUAAGCCCCUCCAAAUAUAAGCCCCCCAAACCGGUAACGCAAAAAAACCCUCCGUCAAAUCGCCCCUCGAAAUAUAAGCCUCCGGGAGCUUGUACUUGGAAAGUUGCCCUCAAAUACAAAGUAAAACAAAGCAAAAAGGGUAAAUUUACUUCGUUAUAAGGCUGGCCCAAUCGAUUUUGAAACGCAAAUUUCCCUCCGUAGAUAAGCACCUCCGAAUAUAGGCCCCUCCAAAAAUAAGCCCCUCAAAAAGGGCCUUUGAAAAAUAUAAGCCCUGGGGCUUAUUUUCCGAAUUUUAUGGUAUAUAUCUUGUUCAAAUAUCGAUAUUCCUACCUUUACAUCGGUGUAUAGUUGCACUUCUUUGCUUUCAUGUGAAUCCAGUACUCAUUCCAAUGUAGGAAUGCAGAAAAGAAGCUGAUAACGGGAACAAUUCAUAUGGAUCCAAUUUUCAAAUAAUCAAUCGGGGUUACGCUGUACUGACGCCUGUUAAUACUUGGAUUAAUGUUUCGUUCUGUCCUCAGGCUUCAAGAGUAAAACUAGUUUCUACCGUAUUUAUUCGAUUAACCGCCCUGGGCGCUUAUUAAAUAUUUGGGCCUUGAGAGUGGUCGCUUAUUCGAGGCUGGGCGCUUAUUAAAUGUUCACCAUUUUCAGCAAGUGAAGUAUGUUUAUUUUGCAACAAAACAAUAAAUGCUAAUAACAAAACGCGAAGAAGUAACGAAGCAAGGUUUCUGUAAAAUACUCUGAAGAAAACUCCGUCCUCGGGGAAGUCUCUUAUUACAAUUUAUUCAGUCAAGUGGGUGGGGUGGGGGUGAGCGCUUAUUUGAGUUUGAUUGGGGGGAGGAAGGGGUGGGCGCUACUUCGAGACUGGGCGCUUAUUAAAUUUUUCCGCCUUUAGGAUGGGCGCUCAUUCGAGGCUGGGCGCUUAUUCGAAUAAAUACGGGUAUUUGUAUUUACCGCAAUUAUGGCACUAGUAGUAGAGACAUUCCAGUUUUCAAAACUGUCAAAAUGUUUUUACUUCUUUACCUCUGCCCUCUCAAAGCUUGCAAUUAAUUGGGUCUUCUUCUUGUUGCUCAGAAAUUUGGUGUGGAUAUAGAGAAGUUUCAGCACAUGACGGGUGACUGUCCAAAGGAGUUUCUUCAAACUGCUUUGUGCUGCUGCCAGGUGGGAAUUGUCGUAAAAGUACUCAGAUCUACUUUAAAUACAUAAGUUACUCAGUCAAUUGGGAUUUCAAAGGAGAGAGAGAUAGGAGAAGUUAAGUAAUCUCGAUUACAGGGCACACUGUGUGCAUCCUGCAUAAAGUUUAGGAGACCUUUUUGCUUUCUAAAUGCCGUGGAACUCGUGUAGAAAGAUCACUUGCCAAACAGAAAUUCACGUAUAAAGGUAAAAGGGAAACUUCCCACAGUCUCUUCAGUCAAAAGCCUGAAGUAUCUGAGCAGUGAUCUAUUCUUUUUGAUAGGAACUGAAGGUUUUUUCGGGACUCUAAUACCCUGGAAGUGACCAAAUUUGGGUGAUUUAACCAGCAAUUGAUAAUUUUUCUCCUUUUUGCUUGUACAGUCAAACGAAAAUCUCAUUUAAGUAUCACCUUUCACCAUCUGUGUAACAAGGUUCAAACAACGUUUGUCAAGAUUUUAGACAUUUUUGACCUUACACAGAAAUAAUCUACGCAAAGCUUCAAAAUUUUUCAUUCGUUGGCUCUUUAGUGAAGUCAUAAUAAUGACUGAAAAUCCUUGCUUUGAGUUUCGCCGUGCUAUCCAAAUUCCUUUGGGCAAUAAAAGCUUAUAUGGCAGCGAGCCUGGGUCUUUAUUUUUUCCACCUUUACCCGAUUUCCGUGUGCGCGUGGUUGCAUGAAAAGAAUAUAUAUAUAAAUAUAGGAAAUAGGAAAAAAAACUACACUUUCAUUCCGACAAGCCUGUUUCGUGAUCGCUCACUCUUCAGGGGAGAGUGAGCGAUCACGAAACAGGCUUGUCGGGAUGAAAGUGUAGUUUUUUUCCUAUUUGCUAUAUUUAUAUAUCACGCUCUACUUUAACGUAUCGAGCACUCUUCUACGGAAAAAUCGUAACACAGGUUUCGUAUAUAUAUAUAUAUAUUUGAUGACGUACUUAAUGGGUUUACAGGAAAGAGGUAACCGUUUAGAGCGUUUUCCAAAACGCAUCUGUCAGCUACUCUCCUUAAUGUUUUUUUCCUCCUCUUUUAGAUGGAACCUGCAACACGACCAACAUUUACUGAAACUGCAAAACAUCUAGAAUUUACCCUCGUGGGAUAUAAAGUUCGGCCUGGAAUAGAAGACGCAAUGAGGACAAUAGCACCACUGCCAAACAAUUCCCAUUCACCUGAACAAAAUGAACUUUUAACAUUUAAUGAUAGGACACCUGAAAGUCCCCCAGAUGAAUCUCAAAAUGAAAUGAACUCUAAUUCCCCGCCAGCCGCAAGUCCCCCUGCUAUCAUUGUCAGUGCUGAAGCCACUCCACCAAUAAACUUUCGAACGGCUGAAAAACGACGUCAGUCUUGGAUUGCAGGCCGUUAUAAACUUUUCAACUCGGCAACUGAUGAUUUACUAAAGAAUACUCCUGGUAAACUGAAAAAUUUCUUCCACCGUGCUCUACGCAUACAGACUCAAUUUCACCCUUCAAAGCAGAGGAAAGUUAAGGACAGUAGUAAACAAAGGUCAGCAUCUGAACUGAAAAGUUUCACCGUGAUAGGUUCUGAUGAAAAUCUUUCUGUAUCGGGUGAGAAGGUUGAGCAUGGAAGUUCUGGUUCGUCCAACCCAAGUUCAAGCACUGCAUCUUCAAGCGGGCUUCUUCGUAAGAAAAGUUCUGAACAAGACGUGGCACCCAACUUGAGCUUAGAAGAAAUCUUUGUAGAUGGAAGGUAUUCUCCUCAGAAUAGUAACUCACGAAAUGCCGUUUCUCAAAAUUCUGUAAGCUACAUGCAACCGCCAUCGCCAAGUAUGUUGAAAAGUACCCCGUUGCCAUAUUCUAGUGCUCGUGGAAGUCCAACACUGAAGUGUCAUAAAGAAACGAAUAGACCCAGGUGUGAGUCAACGCCCGUAUUCAAUGAACGUAAUUCAGAGUUACUAACAAGACGAACAGUGUCAAACAGAGAAUGUGAAAUGAACAAUGUACAUUCACCUGAGGCACACAUCAAAGAAGAAAACAAGGUCAAGAAUCGAAAAUCGCCAUUCAGGAUUUUUAGAAGAAGGGGAAGCAAGAGCAAAGAGUCUGAAUAGGGGUACAAGUAACUGUGCCACUUAUCAAGCUAAAACAUAAAAAACUUGCUGGUUGUAUCGUUUAUUUGCCGCUUUCGCAGUGCCCAUACCACAACUUGCUUGCCCGCCAAAAGUUUGCACUAGCAUUGUCUUCAAUUUCUUUUGGAACGUAAUGGCCAGGAGAAGUAGGAAACAAUAGUUAUAUAAAAUUUUGGCGAGCAGAAAAGGUGUGUUCUGCGAAAUGCGAAAGGGGAAAUUGCCAACUUCUACCAGUAUCAAAAGAAACAAAUUAUCGAACUUUAACAAAUUUAGCAAAAACAAGAUAUACAGUCGAACCUCUUGACAGCGACCAUCUUGGAGACGAAUGUAAGUGACCGUUGUAAGUGGGUGGCCGUUAUUUCGAAGGUAGGGUUAUGAUUGGUGAAAUGGUGGAUAGGUGGCCAAAAUUCCACCUGAAAAUUAAAAUUUCUUUUUCGCAAAAUUCUAAAAUAAGAAAAUGUGCUACGCAAAAGUGUUGCUAAAGAGGUUUUAUUUGAAUGGUAGUAUGAUAAGAUUUCGUCCACAGAUUGAAAAGUUAGAAUAUCAAGUCAUCUUGCCAUGACUUGGUCUAGGGUUAAAAGGGUUUAACUUACUGAUCAAAGAUUAUGAAUACGUAACACAACCAUUAUGUCCAUAAAAGAAAAAGAAAAAGCUAGAAGAAAAUAUUUUUUUAUAGUAAGUGCAUGCGUUUGUUCAUCGUUCGUCCUUUUUUGGCUGUUGAGACGUAACUUUGUGACCGUUGCGUUAUGGUAGGGUGGCCGUCAAAGACAGCUUAAAAUAAGGGCGAAUAUCAAUGUAUGGUCUGUCCAUCGCCAGGUCUGGAGAGGUGCUACUUUAGAGAGGUUCGAUUGUUUAAAAGCUUUACUAUAAGUGAUGAUAAGUUAUUACAAAUUAAAUAAAUUGCAAAAAUUGCAACCAAAUUAUAACUGAAACCAACAGUUAUUAUAAAUUUUCUAGUAACAAUCUGCUGGUAUUUGUAAAAUGUAAUUAUUCUUAGUGGUAGUUGUCGUUGGAUUAUUUAUUGGAGUUUGUAGACAGGGAGUAGGUCUGCCUACUAGAAGGUGUGAUUUGGUGUAGAAUACUAGUAGAAUGUUACUAUUAACAAUUAUUAAUUUAUUACACUACUAUUACUUAUAGUAUACUGAAUUUUCAGUCAACAAUUGCAACAUUAAUACAAAUGUGACUUUCUUAAGGGAAAAAUUAACUGUAAACUGUGACGUGACUGUCUUGAAGAGUUGUGCCCUUUAAAGACAGUGUGUGCAGUUACAGACUAGAUGAUUGAUGGAGUUGUGUACAUCGUAUGUGGGCCAAAAUCACCAAUUAAUGAUCUUUUGUGAAUAUUUGUGAAUAUAAAUUUCACUGAAAAACAUAUCGCCGGAUGGUAACUCACAGGAAACAGUUUACUUUAGAUUGUUAGAUAUCUAUCACAACACAAUCUAUUUUCCACGGAAAUUAAAUUUACACGAAAGUAAGGUAAUCUUUGACUUUACACCGUGGGUAAUUAUAAAUUGUGGUAGCUUCCUGUUUCAAAAGAAUGUCGUGGUUAGAUUAUGCUUUUUACGUGAUGCCAUCCAUGGUUAGAAGAUAGAGAGCCAGUAAAAGUCGUUACGUCACGUUGCCAUGGUAGCUGAAUUUCUGGAUCUCAUUAACAAACCGUGCAACCUUGUCCUCAGAGUCCUUUCCUACCUGACGUCUCUCUCGCUCCUCAGAGACGGUUACGAGAGAAUCCUACGAACGAGAUUGCAAACCGUGGUCCUGCAAUUAUGGCAUUAAAGAAGCAAACAACGAAAAAAUGGGCAGGUAUAACUUGCCUGUGAAUGAUUGCUCUCGGGAACAAAACGGUACCCUACACGUUUCUUUUUUCGUUCGACAUUGCAAUUGGUCGUCUCUGCCAUGAAAAAUUGUUGAGAUCCAGAAAUUUUGCUACUAAGGUAACGUAAUGUCACACUUCUCCUCUAUUGUGUUUGUGUUACACGCUUAAGACUAAUUUGAACCUUCAGUGGAGGUGGUAUUAUACUCACACCUCUGUUACUCUUUGGAUCAAACCUGCAAGAUGUUGAAAUCUUGAUCAUCCGUUUUGGUACGAGAUGUUCGAAAGUUCUUUAUGACACGUGAGGCAUGUGAGAUGCGAAAUGUAUGGGAUUAAUUGACUAAGUUCACUUUCGAAUUGG